Molecule: messenger RNA, 399 nt
Organism: Ostertagia ostertagi
Lineage: Eukaryota; Metazoa; Nematoda; Chromadorea; Rhabditida; Trichostrongylidae
Source: the annotation of a GenBank genome assembly
AUGCACGAAAAGGUUGAACAGCUGGAAGCAGCUCAGAAGUCACCGCAACCAACAAUGGUCUCUAUUGCGAUCGAGGCGAAAAUAAACGAAGAGCGCGAGAGAAUAGCGGAAAACGCGGAGUUUAUGGAACCUCUCGUCGUAGACGAAGAAAUGGAUGACGAAGAGAAAUCAUUGCGAAAAGAAAUCGAACAACUCGAAGCUGAACUGACCGACCUCAGCCGACACAGGCGAGAGCUAGCGCGGAGAAGGAUUUGUCGACCCCGCGAGUAUAGAGCUGGAGUUUAUCGCACGGAAGAAAAGACGUAUGCCAUGUACAUUUUGUGGAGUGAAAGGACAUCACUACUCCGACUCAUGUACCAAAAUACGCACAGGAAAAGAAAGAAAGGAGUAUCUCGAUAG